AGUUGUGAGAGAAAGAGACUGAACGAGAAAAGAAACGAUGGCACACUACAGAGCGAGCUCAGAGGAAGAGAACAUGAUGAACAGGGCCAGUAGUAGCCGAAAAAUCGAAGAAGAAGACGAAGAGGAAGCCAUGAAAGUAGCGGCUAUGGAGAAGUUGCAGCGUCUUCCGACGUACGACCGGGCAAGGAAGGCUGUUCUUAGAGGGAUCACAGGAGGUUUCAAGGAGAUUGACAUGAAAGAUCUUGGCUUCACGGAGAGAAGAGAGUUAUUCGAUAGAGUGAUGCCGAUGGAUGACGAGGAUUGGCAUGGAGAGUAUCUACGGAGGCUAAAGAGUCGUUUCGAUAGAGUCUCUUUGAAUCUACCAACGAUAGAAGUCCGAUUUGAGGAUUUAAACCUGACCACAGAAGCCUAUGCAGGAAGAAAAGCUGUUCCCACAGUCAUGAACUCAUUCGUUAACGUUGUAAAAGGUAUUGGGACGACAAUCGGAGUUCUUCGGAUUCAGAAAAAGAGAAUCUCCAUUCUUAAGGAUGUGAGCGGGAUCAUCAAACCCGGCAGACUGACUCUACUUUUGGGACCACCGGGCUCUGGAAAGUCUACCUUACUAAAAGCAUUGUCUGGAAAGACAGAAACUGGACUAAAAUCUACAGGGAAAGUGACGUACAAUGGGCAUGAAUUGCAUGAGUUCGUGCCAGAAAGAACUGCCGGCUACAUUGACCAAUACGAUGUUCACUUGCCGGACUUAACAGUUCGUGAAACAUUAAAAUUUUCUGCAAGAUGCCAAGGAGUGGGAACAAGCUACGAUAUGCUUGCGGAGUUACUGAGACGGGAGAAAGACUUGAAUAUCAAGCCAGAGCCUUACCUUGAUGCGUUAAUGAAGGCAUCGGUUAUGAAAGGUCACAAGGAGUAUGUAGUCACAGAUUACGUUUUAAAAGUCUUAGGACUUGAGAUGUGUGCUGAUACGAUAGUUGGGAAUCAUAUGAAAAGAGGAAUCUCUGGUGGGCAAAAGAAACGCGUAACCACUGGUGAGAUGUUGGUCGGACCAGUGGGAGCUUUCUUCAUGGACAACAUUUCAGAUGGUUUAGAUAGCUCUACGACGUUUCUGAUCGUCAAGAGCAUUAAGCAAAUGAUCAAAGUUUUCGAUAAAACCGCUCUUAUAUCUCUUCUUCAACCUCCUCCUGAGACAUUCGAGCUCUUCGAUGAUGUCAUUAUUCUUGGAGAAGGCCACAUUGUUUACCAAGGCCCUCGGGAAAACGUCCUUGAAUUUUUUGAAUCUAUGGGGUUUAAGUGUCCUGAAAGAAAAGGGAUAGCUGAUUACUUGCAGGAAAUUUUAUCCAGGAAAGAUCAAGAACAGUAUUGGGUUAAUCAAGAGCUGCCAUAUCGUUAUGUAUCAGCACAACAAUUCAAGGAAGGCUUCAAAAUGCACCAUUUCGGGAGCACAAUGCAGUCCCAGCUUGCAACGCCUUAUGAUCGAUGGGAUAAUCACAGAGCAGCCCUGACAAGGACGAGAUAUGGAGCUAGCAAGUUGGAGCUACUAAAGGCAUGCUUAGAACGAGAAAGAAUUUUCAUGAAGAGGAACUUACGCACUUUUCUCUUGAAGUCACUUCAGCUCUUUAUCAAUGCAGUUAUAAUCACAGUUGUGUUUUCACAACAAAAGGAACAUCACAGUACGGUAGAGGAUGGAAUCAUAUACAUGGGAGCUAUCUAUUUGGAAGUGCAAAUGAUUGUAUUCUCUGGUUUUUUCGAACUUCCCAUGACUAUUGAUAAGCUUCCAGUGUUCUACAAGCAACGCCAUUUCAGCUUUUACCCAUCAUGGACCUUCUCAUUACCAACCUCAAUCAUAACCUUCCCUUUAUCCUUCGUUGAAGUCUUCAUUGUGGUCUUCUUUACUUAUUACUUCAUUGGAUAUGAUUUUACCAUCACAUCGAUCUUUAAACAUUACUUAGUUCUAGCAUUGUGCGGACAAAUGUCGUAUGGACUAUUUCGGUGUAUUGGUGCAGUGACUCGAAAUCAUGUGGUUGCAAACACAAUGGGAUGUCUUGCUGUGAUGUGGCUAAUGACAUUCAGCGGCUAUGUGUUGUCGCGAAAUCAAGUACACAAAUGGUUAACAUGGGCGUAUUGGACAUCACCAAUGAUGUAUAUACAGACAGCUGUUUCGGUUAACGAAUUCCGUAGCAAGUCCUGGAAAGAUGGUCUAGGAGUUGCGGUCUUAAAAUCGCGAGGAUUUUUUGUAGAAACUUACUGGUAUUGGAUUGGACUUUUAGCAUUGAUCGUAUCUACAAUCAUGUCCAACAUUAUUACAUCUUUGAGUCUGGCUUAUCUUAAACAAUAUGGAGUAUCCAAGUAUGCCGUUAUACCAGACGAAUGUGGAGAGACUGAUAGCAACGAUAUUAUAACGGGUAAAAAACUAUUCAUCUCCUUUAAAAGAGUGGCAACAACGAGAACAUGCAACGACAAAAAAGUUCUUAUACCUUUCAAGCCUCUAUACAUGACGUUUGAGAACAUCACAUAUUCUGUUGAUACUCCGAAGGAGAUGAAAAAAGAAAAGGGCAUAGCAGAGGAUAAACUGGUCCUAUUGAAUGGAUUAAGCGGUGCUUUUAGGCCGGGUGUUCUUACUGCACUUAUGGGCGUGAGUGGGGCAGGCAAAACUACUUUGAUGGAUGUUUUAGCCGGGCGUAAGAACACAGGAUACAUUCACGGAGAUAUACAUGUUUCUGGAUUUCCUAAAAAACAGGAUAGCUUUGCCCGUGUUUCGGGUUAUUGUGAACAAUCUGACAUCCACUCCCCUCUAUUAACAGUCUAUGAGUCUCUUCUUUAUUCUGCGUGGUUAAGGUUGCCCCCUAAUAUCGACACACAUACUCGAGAGCUCUUUAUUGAAGAGGUGAUGGAAUUGAUAGAGUUAAAAGCAUUGAGGGAGAUGUUGGUUGGACAUGUGGGAGUUAGUGGGCUUUCGACCGAGCAAAGAAAAAGAAUGACAAUCGCAGUAGAGCUUGUAGCAAAUCCUUCUAUUCUUUUCAUGGAUGAGCCAACAUCCGGAUUGGAUGCAAGAGCGGCCGCAAUUGUCAUGAGGACUGUUAGAAACACUGUUGACACUGGAAGAACUGUUGUAUUUUUUGAAUGUAUCACUGGAAGCUUAACAAACUCUUUGUCCUCGUUGGAACCAUCUUACCAAUCAAAUCCUUAUAGGAAAAAAGUGAUGUAA
Messenger RNA from Camelina sativa (false flax), 3199 nucleotides. The record is from RefSeq and is a predicted model, not a curated record. NCBI's taxonomy places the organism in Eukaryota, Viridiplantae, Streptophyta, Magnoliopsida, Brassicales, Brassicaceae.